AUGUCGACACAUACUUAUAAGAAGUUUGAAGAGGCACAGUCGGGCGUCUUGCCCGAUAAAAUGACAAUUUAUCAGGACUGUUUGAAUGCGUUCAACGAAUCGCCUGUGAAUUCCAAAAGAUGCAGACUUUUAAUCUCUAGAUUACUGCAAUUACUUGCUCAGGGUCAAACUUUUCCGUGCACCGAGGCCACUGCCCUUUUUUUCGCCAUUUCCAAGUUGUUUCAGCACCCAAAUGACUCCCUUAGACAAGUAGUGUAUUUGGCCAUCAAGGAAUUGAGCACUGUUUCAGACGACAUUUUGAUGGCUACGUCUUCUAUCAUGAAGGACGUGCAGAACGGGUCAGAUAUGAUCAAACCUAACGCGAUCCGGUCUUUGACUCGUGUGUUGGAUGAGUCCACCGCUUUUUCGGCUGAACGGUUGUUCAAGUCAGCGGUUGUUAGCAAACAUCCUUCGAUCUCUUCUGCCGCGCUUGUUAGCUCGUAUCAUUUGCUGCCAAUCGCCGAAAGCACUGUCAAACGCUACUCUAACGAGACUCAGGAAGCGGUAGGAGACCUCAAAACUUUCCCCUAUCACGAUGGCCUAUCUGAACAUUACCCAAACUCAACCUACAUCGCACAGUACCAUGCGUUGGGUCUUUUGUGUAUGUUGAAAAACCACGAUAAAAUUGCCCUUAUGAAAUUGGUGCAGCAUUUCUCUUCCGGAAGUACAUUAAAAAACCAGUUAGCUCAGGUUCAACUUGUUAAGCUAGUGGGAAGCUUAUUGUCCAAGGACCAUCAAAUGAUAUCGCAGCUGUCUCCUUUGCUGCUCGGUUGGCUGUCGAACAAGUACGAAUCCGUACAACUCGAGGCUGCCAAGCUUAUCACCUCUUUGCCUGACCGUUACGUGUCACCAGAAUUGUUUUCAUCAGCAGUUCAGGCCUUGCAAGGUCUUCUUUCAGUUCCUCGUGCUACUACCAGAUUUGCAGCUGUAAGAGUGUUGAACAGAAUCUCCAUGGUGGCUCCAGAAAAGAUAGUUGUCUGCAACCCGGAGCUGGAGUCAUUGAUCAACGACAGUAACAGAAACGUAUCCACUUAUGCCAUCACCGCACUGUUAAAGACAGGGACUUCCAAUAACAUUGCAUCCCUUAUCAAGACCAUUACCAAUUUCAUUCACGAAAUCUCGGAUGACUUUAAAAUUAUCAUUAUAGAUGCAGUCCGUACAAUGGCCCUAAGAUUUCCUGAAGAGUGGAAGUCUAUCCUAAACUUCCUUGUCAACGUCUUGAAGCAAGGUGAAGGGGGAUUUCAAUUCAAGAGCAGCAUUGUGGAAGCUCUUUUUGAUCUCGUCCAGUUUGUUCCACAGUCCAAGGAACUUGCUCUCGAAAAUUUGUGUGAUUUCAUCGAGGACUGUGAAUACAACGAAAUUCUUGUAAGAAUUUUACAUUUGCUGGGCAAGGAAGGUCCAGGGAUGAAAACCCCCUCGUUGUAUGUCAGGCACAUAUACAACAGGGUCGUUUUGGAGAACUCCAUUGUCAGAUCUGCUGCUGUUGUGGCACUCUCUAAAUUCGCUUUGGUGAAGAACGAUCCAACGUUCGUGGACUCAAUUGAAAUAUUGCUGAGAAGAAUUUCCAAUGAUGUUGACGACGAAGUGAGAGACAGAGCAACUAUUGCACUCGAGUUCAUCGAAUCUAUCAAGUCAAAAGGGGAAUCUGGUUCUUCGCCUGCGGAAAGUCUCAUCCAAUCGAAAUUUACGUAUGAUUUGGCGUCAUUGGAAUCUAAACUCAGCCAAUACAUGGCGGCAAAACAGGAGGCGUUCAAAACUCCAUUCGAUACUUCCUCGAUUGCUAGGUACACUGAGGAUGAAAGGAAAGCCAUUGAUUUGAAGAGAAAGCAGGAGCAGCUGUUCACAACAGUAUCUUCUGGAAAGUCCAAGGGCAAGAGUGGAGUUUCGUCUGAGGCUGAUAAAAAGAAUGGCUCAUACGGUGGUCCAGACGCUACGGAACUGGAUCAGGAUCUACAGGCCACAAAAUACGCAGAAGAAUUGGCUUUGAUUGAUGAGUUCAAGCCGUUCGGUCCUAUCGUGAACACCUCCAAAGACAUCGCAUUGACAGAAACCGAAGCUGAGUUUGUCGUUACCGGUGUUAAACAUCUAUUCAAAACUCAUGUUGUCUUACAGUUCCAUAUCACGAACACCCUAGCCGAUGUUGCUUUGGAUAACGUUUACGUUGGGUGCACUCCAGCUCUUGGUGAUGGAGAGUCUCCCCUGACUGAGGUGAUUUCGAUACCUGCUGACAGAAUCAAGCCCUCGGAAACUUUUUCAUCUUACGUGGCUUUUGAAAAGUCUCAGGAAGUUGUUACUGAGGAUUUGCUAAAUACCUUAUACUUCACUACAAGGGAAUUGGACGCUUCCACGCAAGAACCUUUCGAUGGAGAUGAAGGAUUUCAGGACGAAUACGAGAUCGAUACCUUGCCAUUGACUGCGGGCGAUUACAUCAGAGGUUCUUUUGUGGGGGACUUCCUCGCCUGCUUCGACGAAUUACCUAACCACGAAAUCUCAGUCUACAACAUCAGAGAAAACUUGUCGCUACAGGAAGUUGUUGACAAAUUGAUCACUACCACGAGUUGUUUGACAUUAGACAACACACAGUUCACGUCAACGGAUUCUAACACGCAUACCUUGAAAUUAUUCGGUAAGAGCGUACUAAACGGAGCCAGAGUAGCUCUCGUAGUUCGGUUGAUUAAGAGCUCUAAAGGAAUUGCUCUGAAGGCCGAAGCCAGGUCUGAUGAUGCUGUACUAUGUAGCGAUAUUGUCAAUGGACUUAUUUAG
This is a messenger RNA of Lachancea lanzarotensis, 2802 nucleotides long. It is a transcript of the gene SEC21, whose product is annotated as LALA0S13e01222g1_1. Gene Ontology annotation, cellular component: COPI vesicle coat; endoplasmic reticulum; endoplasmic reticulum-Golgi intermediate compartment. NCBI's taxonomy places the organism in Eukaryota, Fungi, Ascomycota, Saccharomycetes, Saccharomycetales, Saccharomycetaceae. The record is from RefSeq and is a predicted model, not a curated record. Gene Ontology annotation, molecular function: structural molecule activity. The coding region runs from base 1 to 2802 and encodes 933 amino acids. The transcript has a single exon. Gene Ontology annotation, biological process: endoplasmic reticulum to Golgi vesicle-mediated transport; protein secretion; intra-Golgi vesicle-mediated transport.